UCAACGCCAAAAUACGAGGGUUUUAGAGAUUGAAGAUUGGAAACCGCCAAUGAGCCGCUAGAUUGAAUUGGAGCUUUGUCGAAUAGAGCAAAGGGAGACUGUCUGUGAGCUAUCUGGAGACUUUGGCAAUGACCAAUGCCUGUGUCACUAGACUCUGUGUUAUCCACAAUAAAGUAACGACAGUUUAUAUUCCCAAAAGAAAGACGUUUCAGAUCAACUUUUUCAGACCAUUUCCAACCUGCGCAUCAGCAGCAUCAACCGCUCUAGCCUACAACCCCCAAUGGUUGACCGUGACUUGUCAACUGACUCCAUCAGAUGCACCUGCACAACGGUCCGAGGAAUGGUUCGCCCUUCGGAAGGACCGGUUGACCACUAGCACCUUCAGCACUGCUCUUGGCUUAUGGAAAGGAAAGCGCCGGUAUGAGCUAUGGCACGAAAAGGUAUUCCCUUCAGAUGCAGAAUCAACGAUCACACUUGCUUCAAAAAAUGCCAUGGAAUGGGGUGUUCUUAAUGAGUCAACCGCCAUUGAGAAAUACAAAACUAUCACCGGUCGUGAAGUGAGUUCAUUGGGGUUCGCAACACAUUCAGAGGAUAAAUUCGAUUGGAUUGGUGCAUCCCCAGAUGGGCUUCUUGGGUGUUUUCCAAAUGCCGGGAUUCUUGAAGUGAAAUGCCCGUAUAACAAAGGAAGACCCGAGUCAGCUAUGCCUUGGGCAACUAUGCCCUUCUAUUAUAUGCCUCAAGUUCAGGGUCAAAUGGAAGUUAUGGACAGAGAUUGGGUCGAUUUGUAUUGCUGGACGGCAAAUGGGAGCACUAUAUUUCGUGUCUGUAGAGAUCAAGAAUACUGGAAGCUAAUUCACGAGAUUUUAAGAGAAUUUUGGUGGGAAAAUGUGGUUCCGGCUAAAGAAGCUUUGUUGAUUGGGAGUACGGAGGAGGCUAAGAAGUAUGAACCAACAUCAACGCAUAAACUAACGGGAUUAGUGAUUCAUAAGAGCCUAAAAUUGGCCGGUGAGUCGAAGCUUUUGUGUAGAGAAGUUGCAGGGAAUGUCGAAUUUUUAUGAGGUAAUCCCCUCAAAUUAUUUGUUUUUAAAGUUACAUACUUUGGCACAACCAUAUGUUCAUCGUCUACGUUAGCUUAUUAUAUCUAUAAUUAUAUUACCUUAUAUUCAUUUCUAGUAAUUCUUGAAACAUGAUUUCAUAUG
Cynara cardunculus var. scolymus (artichoke) is the source of this 1199-nucleotide messenger RNA. RefSeq lists its product as uncharacterized. Lineage: Eukaryota; Viridiplantae; Streptophyta; Magnoliopsida; Asterales; Asteraceae. The record is from RefSeq and is a predicted model, not a curated record. Bases 129 to 1058 code for a protein of 309 amino acids. The transcript has 3 exons.